This is a messenger RNA of Fundulus heteroclitus (mummichog), 1426 nucleotides long. RefSeq names its product trans-1,2-dihydrobenzene-1,2-diol dehydrogenase-like. The record is from RefSeq and is a predicted model, not a curated record. Lineage: Eukaryota; Metazoa; Chordata; Actinopteri; Cyprinodontiformes; Fundulidae. The transcript is spliced from 7 exons. Bases 59 to 1063 code for a protein of 334 amino acids. Gene Ontology annotation, molecular function: nucleotide binding.
GUCCUUCAUACGGCGCUGAUUUACGUGGGCCGAGACAGCUGAGGUCGCUCGGUUCAACAUGGCAACCAGGUGGGGAAUCUGCAGCGCUGGGAAGAUCAGCCAUGACUUCACGGUGGCUCUGAAAACUCUUCCCGCAGAAGAGCAUCAGGUUGUGGCUGUUGCAGCUCGUAAAUUGGAGGACGCUCAGGAGUUUGCCAGGAAACACAGCAUCUCCCAUGCUUACAGCAGCUAUGAGGAGCUGGCCAGAGAUCCAGACAUAGAUGUGGUGUAUGUUGGAGUUAUCCACCCCUACCAUCUGAAGGCCUGUCUGCUCUUCACUAAUGCUAAAAAGAACGUUCUGUGUGAGAAGCCGCUGGCCAUGAACACCAAGGAGGUGAAAGAGAUCCUGGACUCUGCCAAAAAGAAUGACGUCUUCCUCAUGGAGGCUGUGUGGACCCGCUUUUUCCCCGUCUCUGCGGAGAUCAGAAAGCUGCUGGCUCAAGGGGAGAUAGGGGAGGUGAAGAUGGUCCGUGCGGACUUUGGCGUGCCGCUGUUGCACGUACCCAGAGCGGUGCAGAAGGACCUGGGUGGAGGAGCGCUACUGGACCUUGGUAUCUACUGCCUGCAGUUCAUAGCUAUGGUGUACAAUGGAGAGAAGCCAGAGACUAUCCAAGCCAGCGGGGUCUGCCUGGAGACGGGAGUGGAUGAGACCGUGGCCGUUGUUCUUAAGUUUUCUAGAAACAGAAUAGCGACACUGACCUGCUCUGCAGGCGUGCAGCUGCCCAAUGAUGCCCUUAUUUCUGGAACAAAAGGCACAAUCCAGGUCCCUUCACCUAUGUGGUGCCCCACAUCACUGGUUGUUAAUGGGAAGGAGACCCAGUACUCGGUGCCUGAGCCCUACUUGCCUCUCAACUUUAUCAACAGCACCGGGAUGCGCUACGAAGCAGAGGAAGUCCGCCAGUGUCUGCUUAAAGGGCUGAAGGAGAGUCCAGUCAUGCCUCAUGCUGACUCUCUGCUGCUGGCUGAGCUGGAGGAUGAGAUCCGUCGGCAGGUGGGGGUGGUGUACAGCCAGGACUGCCAUUAAACGUUCGACUUGUUUACGCUGUUAUUGAACAGAAGCCGUUUACAGCGGAGACUCACUUACUCUUGUUGAUUCAGGAAUAGUUUUAUAUAAUUUAGAAAGUGAUUUAAAAGUGCUCAUGUUCUUUGAGAAACCGUUACCACUUGACCUCCAGCUUUCUGAUUACCUGUUUCUUAUUAGUUUUGAAAAAUAACUAAAGGGUCAACCUCUCAUCCACAUGUUAAGAAGCUGUUAUAUUCAUUAAACCUAAAGUUACACACUAGUUUUGCAUACGAAUGUUCAGAGCUCACCGAGUACUGUCAACAAGUGGAAUGUAAAAUGUUUGAUCACCUGUGAAAUAAAUUUUCUAGCAGAUUUCUAAAAAAA